Molecule: messenger RNA, 4337 nt
Organism: Morone saxatilis (striped sea-bass)
Lineage: Eukaryota; Metazoa; Chordata; Actinopteri; Moronidae
Gene: thada
Product: THADA armadillo repeat containing
Biological process (GO): tRNA methylation
Cellular component (GO): cytosol
Source: RefSeq, a predicted model, not a curated record
GAGCGCUGUGUGCUGCAGCUUGACAUCCGGUUCCAGCUGCAGCUGAGGAGCUGAGAGUGAAGCACAUGCUGAACUGAGGCAGAGUCAUGGUGGUGAAGAAGAAGACGGCCAGAGUGGAGGCCGUGGUUCUGGAUGAGGACAAACUGCACCAGCUGAUAGCGUCCCUCUCUGUGGGUGGAGGAGAGGAUGGAGUCAGGCAGCUGGCUCAGACCCUGCAGUCCUGUUUGGAGCUGACGGAGCCCGUGCAGCAGAUCCAGCUGGUUAAAAAGGCAGGGUCCCAGCUGGAGGCGCUGAGUGAGGAGCAGCCUGAUGGAGCUCUUCUAGACGCCUGUCUGCACACCCUGUCUCUGGUCUACACCUCCCUGCAGGCCAAGAACCCCCUACGAAGAGCCAUUGCCAGUGCCUUAGCUUCAGUACCCGUCUGGCUACAAGAGCGCGCUGUGAACCGUCUGUCUGCCUGCGUGUCUGACUGUCUGUCCGACCCGGCUCCAGACCGGUAUCCACACGUGGUCGACUCCGUCGCUGCCUGUCUGGAUGGAUUCGCUCUCGGUGAGAGAUGUGUCCACAAACUGCUGCCUGAAGUGUUGCAGUUCCUUCACAAGGGGUUGAGUGAAUACCUUCACCAGAACAGCGGUCUAGCUGGGCGCCACAUUGCCCAGGCCCAGCUGAUGCAGUCCUGUCUGGCCGCGGUGAAGACCUCCAUGCUGGUGAUCCAGAGGUCUCAGGAGGCCAUCAGCGCCGCCCUGGAGGCUGAGCAGAGUGAGUGCGAGCUGGAAGACACGCUGAGCAGCCUCCUGGGCUCCUACAUACACAUCCUCACUGACGAGGAGUUCAUCCAGUCCGUCCAGAGUACGGCCGGCAUGGCUGUGGUGUUAUUGAUCAGGUCUGUCAUCGGCUGUGGAGACAAAGUUGCUUCUGUGGUGUGCAGUCUGCUGCGUAGCUCAGCCCAGGGUUUGGACUCGGCCCCUCAGUGGCUAAAGCAGAGGUGUGAGGGUCUGUGCACCAGUGGUCGCCCGCCGGGUGUCUCUCUGUACCUGUGUCAUGGCGCUCUGGCCAUGUUGAGCUGGAAGGGCGCCCUCCCUGGGCCCCAGUGGGAACAGCUGCUGCUGCUGGUCCCGGACACACUGCUGGAUCUCGAUGUCAGCAUAAAGGAGUCCAGCACAGCCAUGGUGGUGGCUCGGGUUCUGACCCUGUGGAGCAGCGCGGCCCUGGACUGCCUGCAGGGCGAGAGCCAGCCCUGCCCCCCUCGCCUCCAGCAGUCCCUCAGCGGAGGUUCAGAGCUACAGCAACACCUGCUGGAGCACAUCUACUCCCACUGGGAGCACCCACUGGACGGGGUCCGCCACCAAACCCGCUCUCUGUUCCGCAACCUCCUCCUCCUCCAUCAGCACACCGACCCCUCCACUUCUGACCCAACCCAGGACUCUUACGUCACAGAGCUCACCCAGAGUCUGCUGGGACUGGAGUGGCACAUGAGGGGGAAGUACGGCUCGUUGGGCUGCCUCGUGGAGCUCUACGGGGCCAGGUACCUGCUUCACAUCCAGCCCCAGCUGCCUUCAUGUCUGCUGGGCCUGAUGGGGGACCAGACCCUGGCUCCUUACGCCAGCGACCUCCUGGAGAGGCUGUUUGUCAGCCACAGGGCACAGCUGGCCGGCGAGGCCACAGAGGACUGGAUGGAGCCCUGGCACCGGACGUGGGUAACCCCCCUGUUACAGGUGCUGUGCCGUGCCAGACUGGACCAGACCACAUACAUCCUGGACUAUUUCCUGCCCAAGCUGCUACGCUGCAGCCCGUCCAGUCUGGCACACAUGGUGGAGGCCUUGCAGGACACGCCGCCAUGCAGCGCAGGUCCCUCGGGCAGCAGGGGUGCACUGGGAGCUCUCAUGACGUGCCUGCGAGCAGCCAGAGCCCAGGGUGUUGUUCCAUCCUCAGAGGAGGGUCUGUGGGGGGGACUGGUGCCCCUCUCCCUACUGCAGCAAGCACUGGUGCACAAACAUGAUCAGGUGAGGAUGGACGCUUUGGGCUUAGUGUGCGAGAGCCACCGCAGCACUGAAGUUGUGACCUCACAGGAAAUGGAUCUGAUCCGCCACUUCCUGCCACCGAAUCUUAACAGUCAGUCACCAGGUGUUAGACAGCAGACGGUCAGCCUGCUGAAGAAGUUGCUUUGUAGAAUGAAGGACAGCACUCUGCUGCUGCAGAAGAGGCUGAUCCAGGAGAGAGACCAGGAGCAGAGAGACCGAGACCAGCAGACACUACAUCUGUACAAGGAGUUCCUGCGCUGGGUGUGUGUGAGCCUGCUGGAGGUUUUGCUUCCUGGAGCUUCCUUCUCUAAAUGCCUGAUGUCGCUCCACCUGCUGUGUGUGCUGGGCCAGCUCUUCACCUUCAGCACAGGGCCCAACGUGUUUGCCCUCGGUGAAGUUGUGACCUCUGACCAUGCUCAGAAUGUCCUCUACUGCGUCGCCAGCAACUUCCUGGAAGUCAAACAGCUGGCCUCGACGUUACUGCGGCAACUCCCGCCAUCAGCUGUGGGCCUGCAGGAUCAGGAGAGGAUGUGUGGUGUCCUUCGGGCCGCUCUGGACCUCAGUACCAGCACCAGGCCUUUUGACAGCGUUUCAGCAGCCCACCUGCUCAACCUGCUGCUCCACCAGCCGCACCUGAGCCAGACUCUGCUGCACUGUGCGCAGGAGCAGGGCUUAGAUUUCCAGCCUCCCUCCCCGCCGCCACAGCCUUCUGAAGCAGUUACCUUGGAGCUCAACACACUGGCUGUGGUUCAGUUCUUACUGCACUGUCUGCAGUUAGAGGUGUCGAAGGCGGAGUCCUCUCUCUUGCAGGCAGCGGCUUCCUCUCCUCUCUAUGGCAGAGCCCACUGCAUCACAGCGGUCCUGCAGCAUCUCAACACUGAGAGUUUGAGCCGGACCGAGCAGUGGAGAUGUCUGGUGUCAGAGCUCAUUGCUGUGUGCUACAGGAUGUCUGAUGUGGUCUCCCCUGUAGUCCAGAGCUCCUCCCCUGAAGGACUCAUCCCAAUGGAUACAGACUCAGGCUCUGCUCUCCUCUGAGCCCAAGUCGUCCAGUUGCAGCCUGCUGAAGAUGACCAUGAGAGAGCUGAUCACUUUGGCCAUGCCCUCUGCUAACAGGAACACCGACUGCUCCACCGUCCCUCAGGUCCACGCUCUGAACAUCCUCAGGGCUCUGUACAGGGACACUCGUCUGGGGGAAAACAUCAUUCCCUUCGUCUCAGACGGACUGCAGGCUGCUGUGCUGGGCUUCACCUCUCCUGUUUGGGCUGUGAGGAACUCCUCCACUCUUCUCUUCAGCACUCUGAUCACAAGGAUCUUUGGAGUGAAGAGGGGGAAGGACGAGCACUCGAAAAAGAACAGAAUGACGGGCCGAGAGUUUUUCACCCGUUUUCCGGCUCUCUAUCCGUUCCUUCUGAACCAGCUGGAGGAGGCUGCAGCCACGGUGGAAAGUGACAGUGGUCAGGUGAAGCUUCACCCCAGUCUGUUCCUACUGCUACUGGUGCUCAGUCGACUCUACCCUUCUCCCAUGGAUGGAUCUUCUUCACCUCUGGGACUCGCUCCUUUCAUGCCCUUCAUCAUUAGGUGCUGUUUCUGCUGCGCUCCUACCAGACUGACUCACACAGGCCGCUGCCAGCAGGAAAUGGCAUCAGCGAAGCCCUCCGUCAGCGCAUGUGGCUCGCUUCUCGACAAAAUAGCUGUGUGGUGACCAGAGGAGCCUUUCUGGAUGUGUUGGUGUGCCUGUGUGGGCCGAAGAUCAGUCUUCUGGAUGAUUCAGACGUCGGUGACCUCCGACAGGAAGCUCUGUCCGUCCUCGUGGCCUCAGAUCUCGUCACCUCCGACGCUUCCUCCUCCACCCUAGGGCCCGGCAGCACCCAGUACCUGCUCAGCCUGGCCCGGGUGGCCCUCAGUGCCAGCGUGGAGAUCCCUGAUCUCUGGGGGGGGGCUCGGCUCACCAGCCAGCUCCUGCAGAGUCUGCUGCGCUGCCCACAGUACGAGGUGAGGGAGCUGGCACUGGAGGGGGUCCUGAGGAGGCUGCAGGAGGAGGAGGAGGAGGAGGAGAGGAGGCCUCAGUGGCUGGACGAGACCACCCUGUCUAACCUGACCAGCCUGGCUCUUCAUGAGACACACCCCCAGUGUCUGGCCAAGGUCCUCACCGUGCUGUGUGUGUUGAGCUCCAGCGGUGAGCUCCAGUGGAGGGAUGCCGUUAAGAUACUGUCCCAGGAGGAGGUCCUGCUGCACCUUCUCGCUCUGGCUCAGAAUUCUGCUCACAGGUCAGAAAAGACACACAUACGUGCACAUGUGUAAAUAAUCUCUAACGUG